CACUUAACAUUUAAACUGAAAUAAUUACGUCUACGUUAUUUUAUUAUUCUAACAAUUAUAUAUGUUUAUAAUUUACAAGAUACAUAAUAAAACAAUUUAAUUUAUUCCCCAGUUGUAACAUUAUCGAUUUUCAGUAAUGACGAUCUUCCCCUUAAACCAUGAACUCAUCAGCACAUGGCAAAGUCAUAUAUUCUUAACAUUGAACUAGUAUGACGUUCUUAUAUAAACAAUUAAUAACACAUGAUUCUAAGCACGCAAUAGACUCAAUACAGUGCGAUAAUUGUUCACGUCUAGUCGCAUAAUAGUUCCAAUAUUAGUUAAUUUAUUAAAAAGAACAACAAAAGUAGUUCAUAUUUUAAAUUUCAAAACGUGUUUGAUAAAAUGUUUAGUUUAUUGGUCACCGUUUUGACAAUCAGAACUAACGAAUUGACGUUCUACGUUUUUGAUUGACAAUUUCUCGAUUUCGAUGUCCGCUGGUGCAAACUUGUUUAACAAAACUAUUUUUAAUUUCAAAUCCAAUUUUCUUUUAGUGCGCAGUGUGUGAAAAACUAACUAUGAAAUGUUACUUGAAUAACAAAUGAGUGUUAGAAAUAUCAAUACAUUAACAGGUCGGCCCAAAAUACGAGUAUAUUGACAAAAUUGUUUAUUGCGGCAUAUUUUUGAGAAGUGUUGCAUUUAAAUAUCAAAGAUAAAAGGGUAUAUUUUGAUCAAAAAUAUCUUUUCGUUGCCUUGUUUUUUGUCUACAAAAAAUGUAGCAGAGUGGAGUUUUUAAUUUCUCACAAGAUAAUUAUAAUCUACAGCUAGAGUCAUGCAAUAGCACUAUUUUUUUUUUAUUUGAUAAAAGACAAAAAUAGAAGCGUCACAGAGUGGUCAAAAAUAAGUCCACGAAAAUAAUGUUCACCUUUUAGUUAAAUGAUUACAGUUUAAUUUUUUAUGGUAUUUUGUUAAGAAGUGUAAGUAUAAAAUUUAAAAAAAAUUUUUUUUUGAUCCCCAUGUACGACAUUUAACUAAACAGAUAUCCACGAGCUUUAUAUGCAUUGAUACGCUGCAAGUAAGUGAUCGUUAAAACCAAAGAACAGCCGAAGGUACCAAAAAGUUUAGUUCAAGUGCUACCAUGAAAUUUGCAGUGAAAUGUUUCAUUACUGUCGCGGUACUCGUGGAAGUCACUAGUCGUGAUUUGAACGACACUGACCGGGCCGCCCGCGCUGCUUUCGUUCAGAAACUACUAAACAAGCAAAAAACGGCUGAAGGGAGAAUAAAGCUUUUCGGCGGUCCAAACCAAUUUGAAGGCAACGUAUACAUCUACCACGGCGGCCGGUGGGGCGCUGUAUGUGACGACUCUUGGGACGACGCGGCCGCCCAGGUAGUCUGCAGUCACUGGAACCGGAGCGGAAUCGCCACACACGCCGCGCAGUAUGGAGAGGCGAAAAGAAAGUUCUGGAUGGAUGAUGUAGUCUGCGAAGGUACAGAGCCAUCCCUGAACCACUGCAUCUUCAGCGGCUGGGGCUCAUCCGACUGUGAGCCUUCCGAAGCUGCUGGCGCCAUCUGUACUGAAACACCAGUAGCACUGGUGAAACCCAGAAGGAGGAGUUUGAUGGAGACACUGGAUGGCGAUGCUCGGUUGAGGCUUGUUGGAGGGAGGAGUCCUAAUGAAGGAAGAGUUGAGAUAUACUACAAAGGCGAAUGGGGCAGCAUUUGCGCAGACGGCUGGUCUCUCUACGAAGCCAUACCCGUCUGCCGGCAUUUAGGCCUCGGCUACGCUGCGCAGGCCUCGCAAACGAACGUGUUUGGGGCGUCGAAGAUCGUCCUCAGCGGCGUGGAGUGCCAGGGGAAUGAGAAGAGUCUGUUUGAGUGCAGUCAUGAAGAUAUUGGAGAGGUUAAGUGCCCGGGAGAUGUGGGUCACGUAGCAGCAGUGGUGUGCACAGACCGCCUCGCAGAUCUAGAGUUAGAUACCGUCGCCAUUGAAAGAUCUGCACAUCUGCAAGAUGUUCCUAUGUAUCUUCUGCAAUGCGCUAUGGAAGAAAACUGCCUCAGCAAGACCGCAUAUGAGAUCCAAAAAACCAACCCCGCCUGGCAGUACGAGACCCGGCGUCUACUACGAUUCACCGCGGCCUCUCUUAACAUCGGCAAUGAUGAGUUCCGGCCCUACCUGCCUAAACAUCUGUGGCAGUGGCAUCUUUGUCACAUGCAUUACCACAGUAUGGAAGUAUUCGCAACGUUUGACAUUCUCAAUGCAACUGGGCACAGAGUGGCAGAGGGCCAUAAGGCCUCCUUCUGUCUAGAAGACAAUACCUGCUUGCCUGGUGUGGAGAAGAAGUAUUCUUGCAAGAAUUAUGGAGAUCAAGGCAUUUCCGUCAACUGUUCGGACAUCUACAUGUACAACAUCGACUGCCAAUGGGUCGAUGUCACCGACGUUGAGUUGGGUGACUAUACUUUUAAGGUAGCGGUAAAUCCACACGCCCGUAUAGCAGAACAGCAGUUCCACAAUAACGCAGCGACUUGUGUACUACGGUUAUCAGAGACUUACGCGAGCGUGUAUGGCUGCACGCUGGGACGACCAUAGAUAAUAAUAUAAAGUGUAAAUUCACAAGCCCGUAUAGCAGAGUAACAGUUCCAUCAUAACGCAGCGACUUGUGUACUACGGUUAUCAGAGACUUACGCGAGCGUGUAUGGCUGCACGCUGGGACGACCAUAGAUAAUAACAUAAAGUGUAAAUCCAGACGCCCGUAUAGCAGAGCAUAAGUUUCAUAAUAACGCUGCGACUUGUGUACCUACACGGUUAUCCAAGACUUACGCGAGUGUGUAUGGCUGCACGCUGGGACGACCAUAGAUAAUAAUAUAAAGUGUAAAUCCACACGCCGGUAUAGCAGAGCUACACUUUCGUAAUAACGCAGCGACUUGUGUACUACGGUUAUCAGAGAUUUAAGCGAGCGUGUAUGGCUGCACGCUGGAACGACCAUAGAUAAUAAUAUAAAGUGUAAAUCCACACGCCCGUACAGCAGAACAACAGUUCCAUAAUAACGCGGCGACUUGUGUACUACGGUUAUCAGAGACUGACGCGAGCGUGUAUGGCUGCACGCUGGGACGACCAUAGAUAAUAAUAUAAAGUGUAAAUCCACACGCCCAUAUAGCAGAACAACAGUUCCACAAUAACGCGGCGACUUGUGUACUAUGGUUAUCAGAGACUUACGCGAGCGUGUAUGGCUACAGGCAGGGACGACCAUAGAUAAUAAUAUAAAGUCUAAAUCCACACGCACGUAUAGCAGAGCAUUCAGUUUCAUAAUAACGCAGCGACUUGUGUACCUACUACGGUUAUCAAAAACUUAAACGAGCGUGUAUGGCUGUACGCUGGGGCGACCAUAGAUAAUAAUAUAAAGUGCAAAUCACACGCCCGUAUAGCAGAACGCAGUGACUUGUGUACUAUGGUUAUCAGAGACACGUGAGCGCGUGCCAGACUCUGGGACGACCAUAGUUCUUUUUACUAGCCAUGUAAUAAAUUCAAUUUAAUCAUCGAACCUGCUCACAAAAUCCGUUGAGAAUUACGACAUACGAAAGCUGCUUCGCUAACGCUUUGUCAAAAAAAUUAAGAAGUUAUGUGGAACAAUUUUUUUGUGUCCGGGAUAAAAAUCGUUAACCUAACCACACCCACAUUUGUUAGGUAUAUGUGUCGUUUCCAAGUAAAAAGUCCCACUUUGUCGCUCAUCAUAAGGACGUUUUGACAGGUUAUUCGUAUAAAUAAACAAGCAAAUCUCGUCCUUAUGGUAAGCGACAAAGUGGGAUCUUUGACACGACUUGGACUCAUAUGUUACAUAUUUUACUGUCCCAGUAGGUAUAACUAUAAUACAAUCUGUAUUGUAUCUGUAUCUGUAUUAAUCUGUUUAGGAUAUAAUGAAUAAACAAACACAGGUAUGA
Cydia pomonella (codling moth) is the source of this 3912-nucleotide messenger RNA. RefSeq names its product lysyl oxidase homolog 2A (gene Loxl2). Gene Ontology annotation, cellular component: membrane. Bases 1115 to 2563 code for a protein of 482 amino acids. The transcript has 9 exons. The record is from RefSeq and is a predicted model, not a curated record. NCBI's taxonomy places the organism in Eukaryota, Metazoa, Arthropoda, Insecta, Lepidoptera, Tortricidae. Gene Ontology annotation, biological process: peptidyl-lysine oxidation. Gene Ontology annotation, molecular function: copper ion binding; protein-lysine 6-oxidase activity.